Fusarium odoratissimum NRRL 54006 is the source of this 2811-nucleotide messenger RNA. RefSeq lists its product as uncharacterized. Bases 1 to 2811 code for a protein of 936 amino acids. The record is from RefSeq and is a predicted model, not a curated record. NCBI's taxonomy places the organism in Eukaryota, Fungi, Ascomycota, Sordariomycetes, Hypocreales, Nectriaceae. The transcript has 3 exons.
AUGUUCGGUUGGGCUUUCGCCAUCCUGAGGCGCAUAAAGAUAGAAGAAAAACUAGACUGGCUUUUUCUUAGCAUCCGUAACAGCUUGGGCUUUGCUCCGGGACGCAAGCGAGUAGACCAAGGCUCGCCUUCUACACCUGAAAGGGAAAUUCAAAAUCCAGCCGUAAGCGCCAAGGGUCAAGAAAGUCAAAAUCUCGCCCAAGAUGCCGAAAAUCAAGUAGUGGCAGGGAUAGCUAAAGGUAUUAACCUUGCUUUCCCAGAAACACAUGGAAAUGAUCCCUCCAAAGAUGAAAGCAAGCUGCUAGAUCGCGAAGAAACUCACAAGCUUCGCGAACAUAUGAUUAAAGGCGUUGAAGCGCUAGCGAAUCGUAUAGCUCCAGCCUCGAAACGAGCCGAAAUACAUCGGCCUAGUACCGCAACUGUUGCAGCUGUUGAAGACUAUGAUGUCUCUGUGCCGGAAUAUAUUAUAUCCUCACUGAAGGUUGCGCUGCCGAACCACGAUAUGAGUUUCUUAAACUCAAACCAGGAAGGUUUGGGAAUGGGCGACGAGGUGGUCGGUCGCGCGCAGUCGGACAAGCUCAGUGAUCACAAGAACCCCCAAUCUGACGAACAUGGCGGUCAUCAAACGGUUGAGACGUCGUCUUUUCCUUCAGUACUACCUACCCCGAUGCAAGACAAUCUGAACCAUAUGCUCAGCAAUUACAGAACUUGGAACCAACAAAUCUAUCCAGAGCUCCCACUUGACCAGAAGUCAAUCCGUCUGGUGGAAAUACUUCCUGGAACUUCGAACGAAAUUGAGCUCAACCUUAUCAAGGUCUCUUUGGAUGAAAUCCGGGAUGCAUAUGAAGCACUGUCAUAUGUGUGGGGCUUGCCAGAUCCAGCAAAAACUGUCCGACUUAAUGGCCUGAAUGUGACAGUCAACCCCAAUCUCUUUGAUGCCCUUCUAUCUUUGCGCCAAACGGAUGUUAAAAGACGAAUAUGGAUUGAUGCCAUUUGCAUCAAUCAAAAAAACUUGAGAGAACGCUCAAUAGAGGUUAGAAAAAUGGGCGAGAUCUAUCGUCUAGCGAAAGCCGUUGUCGUCUUCCUCGGAACCUCGGGAUCGGCUGCACGAGGCUCUCCAGUCAACGAUGUUUUCAGCUUUCUUCGCAGACGCGCUCGUGAGACAACAGCAUACGUAUCAAAUCGCCAGGAUGAUGAGGUUACGGAUUGCUUGGAGGAGUUAUGCCGAGAGUAUGGUCUAGACAAGUGGAGAGUUUGCAGAGGCUUCCUCGAGAUGUGUGCCCAACGAUGGUGGAGCCGCGUUUGGACAAGGCAAGAGUUUUAUCUCGCAUCAGACGAGCCCAUAUGGUACUGGGGCAGUGAUUCGAUUAGCAAUGCGGUACUCAAACAAGAGUUCAAGCUACUAGUCAACUUAUUAUUGCCUCUCCUAGCCAAGCUUGAUGCUCCAGAAGGCUUCCAGUCUGAAGUCGCCAAGGUCAUGGGUAAACCACACGCUGCCUUCAAGAAGGACGUCGAACACAUCUUCGACUUGAUUUCUCGUCGACUCAAGACCAACGGCUACGAUGCACCACGCCGUUUGUAUGGUGAGCUUUCCGCUCAUGCUACGGAUUCACGAGAUCUGGUCUAUGGCCUACGUGAGAUCUUUGAUCCCGUCUUUCGUAGGGUAUUCGUACCUGACUACUUCAUGCGCCCUGAGCUCCUGUUUGCUUGUCUGGCCGUUUUCCUGAUACAAUAUGAGUGCUGGGCAGAUGUUCUUUGGUGGUAUCCCUACCGAUACGCAAGUGUGGAGGAUCAUCUGCCAACCUGGCUGCCAGAUUUCUCGAGGCGGGCUGAUUUGAGUUACCUGGAACCUGUUCCCAUGAAACUCCAGGUCGACGAAACGCCAUACCCGAAGAUGAUAAUCCUAAACCAUCGCUUGCAUGCAGAAGGCUAUGUUUUGGAUACCAUGUAUGGUCACCGUCACUUAGACAAGAGCGAUGGCCAUAAGAUACUAAAAGAGCUUUGGCAGUUUGAUCACAUCUUAAAUGCCAACCUUCUGUGCCAUCGUUAUAUCCUUAUGGAUGAGGAUAAAGACGAUGCAUCAUUGAGUAUCUUCCUGCGAAUGUGCAAAGACUCCCUUAUCGACCGUGAUCGUGCUCUGGUCUCCGCUUCCAAAGGCGCUAUACUUCGUUCGACCACGAAGUCAGAAGAGGAAAAGAAUCUCCCACUUGAUGUUGCUGAAUGUCUACCAUAUUUUGAUAUUCUCAUGUGGCAUUGUCUCGGACAUGACGAGUUAGGAAUCUCUAAAGUACUUGCUGGCGAUGAUACUCGUUCAUCUAAGCUGUUCCGAAACCUGUUCCGCCCAAAGAUGAGUAACACGUUCUGCAAGACAAUGGCCAGCUUUUUCAUUGGCGCUUGCAUUUUUGAUUGGGAUCAUCUUAGUAGCUUGCUUGAUCGCUUCCCAGGCGCGCCAAUGUGGUCGCAGACUAACAACGACUACUGGUUCAACACAGUGGGCGCCGAUGAUGCACACCGCGCAGCAGUUACUGCUAGUGCUGUCGGAUCUUACAUCACUCACAUUCUCCAUGUCAUCAUACAAACGAACUGGGGAGCUUCUUGGCACUACCAGACAUUUUGCACGCUCAUCCUUCUCGACUGUGACAGUCACGCAAGUAUAGCGCCCUUGGUGACGAAGUUGCGAGAUGCAGCCGCCGCAAAUGGAGCGGCAAUUGCAGGAGUUGGCAAGCAAGAACGAAAGUGUCGAAACCAGGUUACGCAAUUACGAUGCAGUUGUCGAAAGAUUCAAAGGAAGAUUCCUCAUUUGGACGGAUGA